CUAGAGCACAGACACCAACACAACCUUUGUGAGGAGCAAUGCUGCAAUGUUUGUUUUUUUUUUUGUUUUUUUUUUAGAGCUAGUUAAAUAGUAAAAUAUGAGGAAAAACAUCUGGGGGGAAAACCAAGAUCGGAACGCCUCAUAUAAGCCUCAGUGGCCGCUCUUCUUCUGGACUUGAGUGCAUCAAAAAAUGGCGAGUGGGCUGGUUCAUUCCAGCAGGUGGCUGCUCGGAGAACCUCUCAACCCAGGUACAGACAGUCCUGCACUCUGAUCAGCAUUUAACUUUACAGAAAGCCUCUGGAAGAUGCAUCACAGACAGUAUACAUCUGUGAGCCACACUGAUGAAAUCCCCAUGAAGACCGAAAAUGGACCCCGACCCAACAAAUACCGCUACGUACGUAAAGAAGGCAGCUCUAACAUCAUGUUCCGCCAUGUUCCUGAGGAGAGGCUGCUGUUUGUGACCGACAUCUUUACCACCUUGGUGGAGAUCAGAUGGAGGGUGAUGUUUCUGAUCUUUGCUCUCUCUUACAUUCUGUCCUGGCUCUUUUUUGGAAUCCUCUUCUGGGUCAUCGCUCUCGCUAACGGAGACAUCAAGGAUCCCAACACUGAACCCUGCGUGUUUGAAGUCCGCAGCUUCACAGCCGCUUUCCUCUUCUCGCUCGAAACUCAGACCACCAUUGGUUACGGAUUCAGAGGAAUGUCUGAGAACUGCAUGCAUGCCAUCAUCAUCGUCACCAUACAAGACGUCAUGAGCUGCUUCAUUGAUACGUUCGUCAUUGGAAUUGCUGUUGCCAAAAUGGCCUCGGCCAGAAAGAGGGCGCAGACGGUGGGCUUCAGCAACCGUGCUGUCAUCAACCUUCGUAAUGGUUACAUUUAUCUUUCCUGGAGAGUUGGGGACUUCCGCAGGUACCACUUGGUGGAGGGGACAGCUACCGCCCAGAUAGUCCGCAGUACGAUGCACGCCACUGGGAGAGUUGAUGUGACUUAUGAAGACUUGGUCAUCCAGCAGAAGGACAUCAUCCUCGCCACACCAACCACCAUCUAUCACAAGAUUGAACCUGGCAGCCCGCUGUACUCCAUGACUUAUGCCGAUCUGCAGAGAGCAGACUUUGAACUGGUUGUGUCAUUUACCUACACAGAUGACUCCACAGGUAUUCUGCAUCAGACGCGAACCUCUUACACUCCAAACGAGAUCCUCUGGGGUCAGCUGUUCCAGGAGAUGAUCAGAGUCGGCAGGAAGAGCUACAGGGUGGAUUACAACUUGUUCCAUCGCACUGAAAAGAUACACGUCCCCCUGGUUAGCGCUAAGGAGUUCGAAGAGAAGAAGCAACUGCAGCUCACACGACACUCACCUCGACAUUCACCCAGCUCUUCGCUCCCUUCACAAUCGCCAUCUCAGGAUCACCGUGAUAAAUAUUUGAAACCCCCGAUGGUAAAGGUGGAACUUGUGAGUGACAGCCAACCUAUACCAAGUGUUGCACCAUCUCAAUCAGACAAUAGUCGGGAGCAAGAAACUCUGACUCAGCCAAAUAAUCAGUCAAGUGAAGAAAAUUGAAAGCAAAGCUGUGAAAUUCUAUUUCAUCAAAGAAUCCUGCAAUGGUGUUCAUGAUGGGACAAAGUUUGAGCUUGUGCAGCUUGAGAAAUUGAUAAAUAGUUUCAAAUAUAGACAGGCUUUUGGAAAUAUCACUUGACUUUACAAAAGUAGGUGACGAUAGCAGGUAUGGUGAUCCAGAUUCUGAAGUUCUAACCUCACAGAAGCUUGAUAAACCCUUUGCUUUAUGUACAAGCAGCUGGACGGUCCUUGUGGCAGAUAACACAGUUAAAAUACCCAGUGCUGUCAGCAGACAGAGGUCAUGGUUCUAACUUUUGUUGAAGCCUCCCAAUAUAAGACCUCACAUCUUCCCCAUUGAGCGUGGCUUGGUACAUCUUAAUUUUAUUUGUUUUAAUAUUUUGCAGGAAGAUGGUAAACGGCCUGUAUUUGUAUAGCGCUUUACUAGUCCCUAAGGACCUCAAAGCGCUUUAUACAUCCAGUCAUCCACCCAUUCACACACUGGUGAUGGUAAGCUACAUUGUAGCCACAGCCACCCUGGGGUGCACUGACAGAGGCGCCACCGGGCCCUCUGACCACCACCAGUAGGCAACGGGUGAAGUGUCUUGUCCAAGGACACAACGACCGAGACUGUCCAAGCCGGGGCUCAAACCGGCAACCUUCCGAUUACAAGGCGAACUCCCAACUCUUGAGCCACGAUCGCCCCAUGUGACCAAAAUUGUAUAAGCAGCAAAGAAAUUUCAUGAAUGAAAUGUACAUCUUCCACUUUUGAACUAAUGACUUUUACCGUUUCUGUGUCUAAACACGGGCACAACAAUGCAGUGUAAACACAAACCAUUGUUUGGCUUAUUGUCAAAAUAAUACUGAUAGUACAGCACCUGAGCAACAUUUUUUACCGCUUAUUAGGUGGAGUUCUUAAAACUAGAGUUCACAGGAUCAGAACAUUUAUCUGAAAAACACUGGAGAUGAGUUCAUCCACGCUCGACUACACUGGGGUACAACCAGGCUGCAAUAACCACAAGCACGUAACUGUGAUUACUGAUUACCAUGCUGACUGGAUUGGGUUAAGUGGGUGUCACUCUGUGUUAAAAACACAAAGUUGUAAAACUUGCACUGAGAAAUUUUUAUGAAGCAAAAAUGAUCAUAUGUAUGUGUCCUUAAGGUUAAAAAAUGAGUAAUUAUGAGCCAGGCUGAGAUAAUCAAGAACAGCCUCUAAAGGGGAAGGCUAUAUGACUUUGACUCAAGAGGUCAAAUAUUUAAUGUAAAGUUUAAAGUCUUGGCGUUGCUGAUGGCAAAUAAAUUGAAGUCAUGCAGGUGACUACAGUAACAUCCCAUAUUAUGAUGUAAGUCAAAGUUUAUAUAACACACAGGGAAAAUGUUCUGUUCUUCUAUGUUUGUGGUGGAGGAAUCUUUGUUUAGUAAUUUUAAAUAAAACCUGCUCGUCAAGCCA
Haplochromis burtoni (Burton's mouthbrooder) is the source of this 2999-nucleotide messenger RNA. It is a transcript of the gene kcnj16a, whose product is annotated as potassium inwardly rectifying channel subfamily J member 16. Gene Ontology annotation, cellular component: plasma membrane. The record is from RefSeq and is a predicted model, not a curated record. Gene Ontology annotation, molecular function: inward rectifier potassium channel activity. Gene Ontology annotation, biological process: potassium ion import across plasma membrane; regulation of monoatomic ion transmembrane transport. Lineage: Eukaryota; Metazoa; Chordata; Actinopteri; Cichliformes; Cichlidae. The transcript has 3 exons. Bases 305 to 1555 code for a protein of 416 amino acids.